AUGAGUAAAGAACCAAGAAAAAGACAACGAUCUUCGCUUGCAUGCGAGGAAUGUAGGGUUAAAAAAGCAAGAUGUUCUGGCCACCUCGGGCCAACCCCAUGCAUUCGAUGUCAGAAGCGUAACAUUGAAUGUCGCUUCGACGAAAAGGUCCCAAGAAGAGGGCCUGAUCCAAAAAAACGAAAAACACUUAAUAUACAGCAGGAUGGGGGAGAUAAUAUCUCGCCAUCCAAUUCGGAUCGUAAAUUUUAUGAAAAUGAAUCACCGUUGUACUCAUCAUGCGGUCAAAUAAUGACAUCUUCUUAUCACCCGAAUUCUUGGUAA
Messenger RNA from Cetraspora pellucida, 321 nucleotides. The record is from the annotation of a GenBank genome assembly. Lineage: Eukaryota; Fungi; Glomeromycota; Glomeromycetes; Diversisporales; Gigasporaceae.